Molecule: messenger RNA, 1196 nt
Organism: Macroventuria anomochaeta
Lineage: Eukaryota; Fungi; Ascomycota; Dothideomycetes; Pleosporales; Didymellaceae
Exons: 1
Coding region: 1-1191 (396 amino acids)
Source: RefSeq, a predicted model, not a curated record
AUGGCACCAGCGGCACAUCAUCGAUACCACCCCCACCACCAUAGAAAAGCGAUAACGGUCACGUAUGUCGAGCACAAGGAUGCGCACGAUGUUACUUCGCUCUACGAGAUAGUCCUUCCUUCGGCAUUGACAUCCAACUAUGCAGCCCCAUCGUUUUCCCCCGACAACGACCUUUCACUUUCACUUUCACUUUCACCUCCACCUACGACUACCUCCACACCACUUUCCUUUGCUACCACUGCAUCUAAUCCCUCUACUGCCAUCGCCACAGCAACACGCUUGUCUUCACAAACGACAACGUCAAACUACCCCCGCCCAUCGCCGCCGACGUUUUUGUACCCAGAACCUAUCGUCCCACCACACGUCUACGAGUACAACAUGCAGCGCGACGCCCUCCAUGGACCGCAACAUCAACACCACUCGCUCGCACAUAAAGCGAACCACCAAACACCGACCGCGCCUCUAUGGCUUGUCAUUUUUGUGUUUGCAGUCAUCGGCAUAGCGGCUGCGUGGUCGGUGGUUGUGUGUCUGAUUCACUGGCGCGGGACUACUACUGGGAUGGUACCUCAGAGUUACCACGAACAAAGGGAGGGAGGAGGGGCUGCGCUAUGGGCACGAGAAAUCGGGUGGAGUCCGUUCGCGGGGAAGAGGAAGGGAAGAUACGAAGUGCUGCAUACGAACAGUUCCGAAGAAAUCAACAACGGUGCCGAGAUGCGACGUGGUGGUCGAACGUCGGCGCACGAUGUGCCUUUCGAAUCGGCCUACAGUGCGCAAGACCAGUCGCCGGUGAAUCCGUAUCUGGUACCGCCAGAUCAGCAUCUGGGUCGUAGGCCCAAGCUACGCUGCUCUACAGAGUGGGCAGAAGAGCAUCGUGCCUUCUUCUCGUCCUCUAGCUCUCGAUCCCCAGCCGCGCACUCAAGGGGAUCAAGCUCGACCCAAUCAUUAUCUGGCGCCGAGCUGGAGGAUGUCGAGUCGGAGGCAUGCGAAGCGCAGGGUAGACGGGCAUCGCGCGUACGCGAAACAGGGCAGGGCGAUCUCGAUAGGAGGGCGAACAGGAGUUGGGUGGAUCUAGGCCUCGCAGUAGUUGACAGAGCUGUGGACAGGGUAGCUGCUAGGAUAGUGAGGUGGACGGAUGAUGGUGGUAGAGAUGAAGAGCUGGUGCUGCCGCUUGCUAAGGGCAAGCAGGACUGAAUGUA